Molecule: messenger RNA, 1995 nt
Organism: Cololabis saira (Pacific saury)
Lineage: Eukaryota; Metazoa; Chordata; Actinopteri; Beloniformes; Belonidae
Product: shaker-related potassium channel tsha2-like
Exons: 2
Coding region: 121-1560 (479 amino acids)
Biological process (GO): protein homooligomerization; potassium ion transmembrane transport
Cellular component (GO): voltage-gated potassium channel complex; membrane
Molecular function (GO): protein binding; delayed rectifier potassium channel activity
Source: RefSeq, a predicted model, not a curated record
GGGGGGACUUUGCUUACAGUAAAUCUCCAGGGCGCACGGGGAGAUAGGAGAUAGGAGACAAGGAGAGAAGAGACACCCCGAGGAGCUGAGUGACGGAUUUACCCUCAGAGGGGUAAAAAGAUGACUGUGGUUUCCCUGGACGAACACGACGAGGCCGUGGCCGUCACUGCGGGGUUGCUGCGGGAUGCUGCGGACCUGGAAGCAGGAGAGCAGGAGUGCAGCGAGAGGGUGGUCAUCAACAUCUCCGGCCUGCGCUUCGAGACGCAGCUGAAAACCCUGUCUCGCUUCCCCGCCACGCUCCUGGGGGACCCGCGCAAAAGGAUGCGCUUCUUCGACCCCCUGAGGAACGAGUACUUCUUUGACAGGAGCAGACCCAGCUUUGACGCCAUCCUCUACUACUACCAGUCAGGAGGCCGGCUGAGGAGACCCGUGAGCGUCCCCGUGGAUAUUUUCCUGGAGGAAAUAAGGUUUUACGAGUUGGGAGACGAGGCCGUGGAGAUGUUCAAGGAGGAUGAGGGCUUGACGGUGGAGGAGGAGCGGCCGCUGCCCAAAAACGUGUUCCAGCGCCAGCUGUGGCUCCUGUUCGAGUAUCCCGAGAGCUCGGGGCCUGCGAGGAGCAUCGCCAUCGUGUCAGUGGUGGUCAUUUUGAUAUCCAUUAUCAUAUUCUGCCUGGAAACUUUACCCGAAUUUAGAGAGGUUACUGGAGAGAAUCUCUCCAACGGCACCGCGCAAGGAGCCGGUGCGCCCAGUCCCUUCACAGAUCCCUUCUUCAUGGUGGAGACGCUCUGCAUCGUGUGGUUCUCCUUUGAAUUCACCAUGAGGUUUCUGUCCUGUCCCAGUAAACCGGUUUUCUUUAAAACCAUGAUGAAUUUGAUAGAUGUUGUGGCCAUAGCCCCGUAUUUCAUCACUCUGGGUCUGGACCUGGCGGAGCAUCAGGGCAGCAGCCAGCAGGCGGCCUCUCUGGCCAUUCUCAGGGUCAUCCGUCUGGUGCGCGUUUUCAGGAUCUUUAAACUUUCCAGACACUCCAAGGGUCUUCAGAUUCUCGGACAAACUCUUCACGCGAGCCUCAGGGAGCUGGGCCUGCUGAUAUUUUUCCUGAUCAUUGGAGUCGUCCUCUUCUCCAGUUCGGUGUACUUUGCUGAAGUAGAGGACCCGGAUACUGAGUUUUCCAGCAUCCCCCACGCGUUCUGGUGGGCCGUGGUGACCAUGACCACAGUGGGCUAUGGAGACAUGUGUCCUUCCACCAUCGGGGGGAAAUUCGUGGGAUCCUUGUGCGCGAUCGCAGGAGUACUAACCAUAGCCUUACCCGUCCCAGUAAUCGUAUCCAAUUUUAAUUAUUUCUACCACAGAGAGAACGAAGAGGAGGCAAAUGUGCAGUAUGUCCACGUGACUUGCGGGCAACCUGUCGGGCAACCAUCGUUAGGGGAAAGCGGUUCCACCAAUAGCACCCUGUCGCUUUCCAAAGCUGAGUCCUAUCUGGGAAAGGAAGAGUUGGAGACACCGACGCCUCCAAGUGAGAAGCACCUGGAAACAGACACAGGGAGACUCACAGAGGUGUAAAAGCGGACAUUUCUCUUUCUGGUGGUGGACAAAUACGUGAAGCUUGUUUUUCCCUCAGAGUCACAACAAGAAACAUGUGUGGCAUUCUUUUCUCCAAACACUUCAUCUUUUUGUCAUGGAUUACCUUUGUAUUGACAGCUCUACGACCUACAGAGACUUUGUGUUGGACACGCACGGAAAACGCUCUGUCUGCUGCAAUGAACAUUGUGUGAAUCCUCCAUAGAUAAAAAUGACAUUCUUUAGAGUAGGUUUUGUAAAUUAAUUUGUUAAAAGGAAGCCUAGUGUACAUAUUUCAGUUUUGUAAUUUUGACUCUUCCUUCUUGUAAUCUUGUAAUCUUAACCCGCCUUUCUGUUGUUACAAUUAUUCAGAUUGGAUCGCAGCCUACUGUAAACCUUUUAGAGCAGUAUAAUGCUAUGUGCAUGGCAUGCAUUCAU